This is a messenger RNA of Symsagittifera roscoffensis, 801 nucleotides long. Its product is annotated as transmembrane protein 272-like. The transcript is spliced from 7 exons. The record is from RefSeq and is a predicted model, not a curated record. The coding region runs from base 170 to 658 and encodes 162 amino acids. Lineage: Eukaryota; Metazoa; Xenacoelomorpha; Acoela; Convolutidae.
CCGUAACAUCAAUCAUUAUUUUAUUAGCAUAUAAUCGCAUAAAGAAUAGCUCUAACUUAGUGUCAAAUUAUUUGAUCCAUACCGAACGAAUACACUUUUGAAAUUUCAAGCCGAGCACGGAAUUCAACCCCCUUCAUACUACCCGAGAGGAAGACCUGUCCCGUUCCACAUGUCGAUCUUCGAGACGGUAAAGGCGAUUAGGAAGACUAAAGGAGAUACACCUGCCCAAAUACUCACACUUAUUUUGCUCGUGAUAUUUCUAACUUCGAUGUUUUUCACUGGGGCUCUAAAAUUGAACGACUGUCCGGCUGAGCCGUUCAUUCCGAAAUGGCUUCUCGUAAUGGGAAUUUUUGGCCUUCUUAGACUUCUCGUUUCACAGGUGUGCAACCGAAUGGUUGACGAUGAUGAGGAGAAUUGUUGCCAGGGCGCUUGUGAGUGCAUGCUGGAAGUGUUCUUGUUCGCAUGGUUUGUUGCAGGCAGCGUUUGGGUGUUUCGAACCUAUGGCGAUGUGUCAUACACCAAAGAUUCUGAGAACUACUGUGAAAGACCUCUCUUCCGAUUUUCAUUCGUGAUUCAACUGGGCACUUAUAUCUUAAUGGGAUCAUCACUGUGUUGCUGUUGUAUGUUUGGUUGCAUGGCUGCUAUUAUGGAUGACUAAUUCAUACGAAGUCGAAUGCCAUAAAUUAUGAUUUAUAUAAGUAAUUUUCAAAGUCGGUUGUAAAUCUCAUCUGAAAGUAAUUUGACACCUAAAUAUUUAUCGCAAAGAUUUUAAACGGUAUCAAAAAGUAUAUAAAACGAAUA